AUGUCGACCGUCCACGAAAUCUUAAGCAAGCUGACCCUGGAGGGAGAUCACUCCCUCCCGCCCAGCGCCUACGCCACCGUCAAGGCCUACGGAAACUUUGAUGCUGACCGCGACGCUUUGACCCUGGAAACGGCCAUCAAGACCAAAGGUGUGGAUGAAGUGACGAUAAUUAACCUUUUAACAAACCGCAGCAAUGAACAGAGGCAGGAUAUCGCUUUCGCCUAUCAGAGGAGGACCAAGAAGGAAUUAGCGGCUGCUCUGAAGUCUGCCCUCUCUGGCCACCUGGAGACGGUCGUUCUGGGCCUGUUGAAGCCCCCCGCACAGUAUGAUUCCUCUGAACUGAAGGCAGCCAUGAAGGGUCUGGGGACUGAUGAAGACACGCUGAUCGAGAUUAUCUGCUCACGGACGAACCAGGAGCUCAACGUCAUCAACAAAGUCUACAAAGAAAUGUAUAAGACUGAACUGGAAAAGGACAUUAUUUCCGAUACGUCCGGGGACUUCCGGAAGCUGAUGGUCCAACUAGCCAGGGGGAAGAGAAACGAAGACAGUUCGGUGGUGGACUACGAGCUGAUUGAUCAAGAUGCCCGGGACCUGUAUGAUGCUGGAGUGAAGCGGAAGGGCACGGAUGUUCCCAAGUGGAUCAACGUUAUGACCGAGAGAAGCAUCCCCCACCUCCAGAAAGUGUUUGAGAGAUACAAGAGCUACAGCCCCUACGAUAUGCUGGAGAGCAUCAAGAAGGAGGUGAAAGGAGAUCUGGAAAACGCCUUCCUCAAUCUCGUUCAGUGUAUUCAGAACAAGCAGCUCUACUUUGCUGACCGCUUGUAUGACUCCAUGAAGGGCAAAGGAACCCGCGACAAGGUCUUGAUCCGAAUCAUGGUUUCCCGGUCUGAGGUCGACAUGCUGAAAAUCAAGAGCGAGUUCAAGCGGAAAUACGGGAAAUCCCUCUAUUACUUUAUUCAGCAAGACACGAAGGGCGAUUACCAGCGGGCGCUGCUGAAUCUGUGCGGAGGAGAAGAUUGA
Ailuropoda melanoleuca (giant panda) is the source of this 1020-nucleotide messenger RNA. RefSeq names its product annexin A2. The record is from RefSeq and is a predicted model, not a curated record. Lineage: Eukaryota; Metazoa; Chordata; Mammalia; Carnivora; Ursidae. Gene Ontology annotation, biological process: positive regulation of receptor-mediated endocytosis involved in cholesterol transport. Gene Ontology annotation, cellular component: nucleus; cytoplasm; vesicle membrane. The transcript has a single exon. The coding region runs from base 1 to 1020 and encodes 339 amino acids. Gene Ontology annotation, molecular function: phospholipase inhibitor activity; cytoskeletal protein binding; phosphatidylserine binding.